GAAAGUUCUCUAUCUUUAUUCUAGUUUUGUUUCACUUUGUAAACUCAGUAUGAACUGUUAAUAUUUAUUCAUAUGAAUCAAACUUUGAUUCUAGACGCUGAAGAAAACACAAGUCACCUGACUUUCUGUGAAAAAGAAAUUGAAACUAACUUUGUUCUUCAGAUCAGCCUCCAUUUUGAGCGGAGGAUGGAAAUAACGCGCUGACUUGUUAAUAGAGAAGUCCAGAAGAUGGAAGAUCAGGAUGUAAAGGAGGACAGAGCAGAACCUCUAGGAUCCAUCAGUCUGUCUAUGAGGAGUGACCGUUCCAAAGGUGAACCUCUACACUUCAGUAAUGAACCUGGACCAUCAGACAGAAAGAGCAGCAUGUCCUGCUGUUCUUUGUGUCAGAAUGUUCUGAUGGAUCCGGUCUCUACCAACUGUGGAUCCUCCUCCUGCCCCCAGUGUGGAGAAAGACCCAGAACAGGAGCUGGACUGCUGACAGUCAAUCAGAGCAGCUGUGCGCCAGCCAUCUUUGUUUCAGCAAAUGUUGGUCUGCAGGAGGUUCUACAGGAGCAUAAGAUCAGUCUGAGGAUGAGAUGUGAAUGUGUGACUGAGGGAAGGGAUGAAACAGAAAGUAGAACCCUCCUCAACAGAAUCUACACUGAUCUCUUCAUCACAGAGGGACAGAGUGAAGAUGUUAACACCCAGCAUGAGAUGAAGCAGCUGGAGAGAGUUUCCAAGAUCCAGAACCUCCAUGUUUCUGCAAUCAGGUGUCAUGACAUCUUUAAAGCCUUCCCUGAUCAACAUGGAGCCAUCAGAGUGGUUCUGACCAAUGGCGUUGCUGGUGUUGGAAAAACCUUCUCAGUGCAGAAGUUCACUCUGGACUGGGCCGAUGGCUUGGAGAACCAAGAUGUCAGUGUGGUGGUUCUGCUUUUGUUCAGGGAGCUGAACUUGAUCAGAGAUGAGCAGCACAGUCUUCUCACGCUGCUUCAUGUUUUCCAUCCAACACUCCAGAAGCUCCCAGCAGAGCAGCUGGCUAAAUGCAAACUGCUCUUCAUCUUUGAUGGUCUGGAUGAAAGCAAAUUUUCACUGGACUUCAACAACAGUCAGCUGGUUUCUGACGUCACACAGAAGUCAUCAGUCAACGUUCUGCUGACAAACCUCAUCAAGGGGAACCUGCUUCCAUCAGCUCUCAUCUGGAUAACUUCCAGACCUGCAGCGGCCAAUCAGAUCCCUCCUUCGUGUGUUACCAGGGUAACAGAAGUACGAGGCUUCACCGACGCCCAGAAGGAGGAGUACUUCAGGAAGAGGUUCAGUGAUGAAGAGCUGUCCAGCAGAAUCAUCUCCCACAUCAAGAAAUCAAAAACUCUCCACAUCAUGUGUGGAAUCCCAGUCUUCUGCUGGAUCACUGCUACAGUUCUGGAGAACAUGUUGACCUCAGAGCAGAGAGGAGAGCUGCCCAAGACCAUGACUGACAUGUACUCACACUUCCUGCUGGUCCAGACAAAGAGGAAGCAGAAAAAGUACCAUGGAGGACAUGAGACAAGUUCACAGGAGCUGAUGGAACCUGAUAGGGAAGUUCUUCUGAAGCUGGGGAGGCUGGCGUUUAAACAUUUGGAGAAAGGAAACAUCAUGUUCUACCAAGAAGACCUGGAGCAGUGUGGUCUGGAUGUCACAGAGGCCUCGGUGUACUCUGGAGUUUGCACAGAGAUCUUCAAAAGAGAGAGUGUGAUCUUCCAGAAAUCAGUCUACUGCUUUGUUCAUCUGAGCAUCCAGGAGUUUCUGGCUGCAGUCUACAUGCUCCACUGUUUCACCACCAGGAACUCAGAGGUGAUGGGUAGCUUCCUGGGACAGCAAUACGGAGAAACAUCUCUAGAUGAGUUCAUGAAGAAAGUCAUGGAGAAAUCCCUCAGGAGUAAAAAUGGCCACCUGGACCUGUUUGUCCGCUUCCUUCAUGGUCUCACUGUGGAGUCCAACCAGAGACUCUUAGAAGAUCUGCUGGGUCAGACAGAGAACAGUCCAGAAACCAUCCAGAGAAUCAUCACCAACCUGAAAGAGAUGAACACUUUUGACAUCUCUCCUGACAGAAGCAUCAACAUGUUCUACUGUCUGAUGGAGAUGAACGACGUCUCAUUUUAUCAGGAGAUCCAACGGCUGUUGAAAUCAGAGAAAAGAUUAGAGCCAAAAUUCUCAGAGAUCCAGUGCUCAGCUCUGGCCUUCAUGCUACAGAUGUCAGAGGAGGUUCUGGAUGAGUUGGACCUGGAGAAGUACAACACAUCAGAAAAUGGACGACGGAGACUGGUUCCAGCUGUGAGGAACUGCAGAAAGGCUCGACUUGAUGGCUGUUUUCUCUCAGAGUUUGAAUGUGAAAUUGUGGCCUCAGCUGUGCAGUCCAACCCCCAUCUGACUCAACUGGAAAUAAGUGAGAUCUUAAUAGACAGAACUAUCAGAGGUGGAACCUUUAGAGACUCUGGAAUGAAGCAUCUGUGCGUGAUCUUGGGGAGUUCAGUCAGUAAAGUGAAGAUUCUGAGAUUGGUCCAGUGCAGUUUGUCAGAGACCAGCUGGACUUCUCUGUUCUCAGCUCUGAAGUCCAACCCGACCCAUCUGACAGAACUAGACCUGAGCCACAAUGACCUGAAAGAUGCUGGAGUGAAGGAGCUCUGUGGUUUCCUACAGACUCCCGGCUGCAAAUUACAACGCUUAUUAUUGCAGUGGUGCAGGUUGUCAAAGAUCAGCUGUGAUUAUCUGGCCUCAGCUCUGAAGUCCAACAGCCUCCAUCUGACAGAACUGGACCUGAGAGGAAACUACAGGAUGAAGGAGUCAGAUGUUCAGCAGCUGAAGGAUCUUGUAAAGACUGUAGAGUGGAGGCCACUAUCUUCAUUCGAUUUUGACUUCUCAGAGGUUGAAGCUGCAGCAGUUUGAGUCUAAAGAGACUCUGACUGGAUCAUGAUGAUGACCUCUGACCUCUAAGAUUUUCCUCCUGUUUAUUUUCUCAUGUCUAAUAUUGUUUGAAAAAAGAAAUGGAUCUGACUGGUUUGGCUGAAUGCAGAGCAUCUCUGUUUCUCAGCUGAAGUUGGUGAUGAUCUGCAGUUCUGGAUCCUGACCAGGAAAUGAAGAUCAGUUCGUUUACAAACAUCAGAAUGACAGGAAGUUUAAGAUUUGCAAUGAAAUUAUAUCCAAACCGAACAUUUAAUUAAGAUCUGUUCACUUAUAUUUGCAUAAAUUCAUUAAAAAUAAAUAAAAAUGUAUUUCAGAAAG
Messenger RNA from Poecilia reticulata (guppy), 3237 nucleotides. The record is from RefSeq and is a predicted model, not a curated record. Lineage: Eukaryota; Metazoa; Chordata; Actinopteri; Cyprinodontiformes; Poeciliidae.